Molecule: messenger RNA, 704 nt
Organism: Tribolium castaneum (red flour beetle)
Lineage: Eukaryota; Metazoa; Arthropoda; Insecta; Coleoptera; Tenebrionidae
Exons: 3
Coding region: 256-594 (112 amino acids)
Source: RefSeq, a predicted model, not a curated record
UAGAAGAUCUUCAAAAGAACGGAAAUCAGCUUUCCGUACCAAUCGUACCAGCUAAACGCCCCACUCUGGUCUCAGACUCCCCCCAGCGAACACACGCUUUUGUAAAUGUUUGUGUUAUGUUUUUGAAUUGUUCAACACCAACCAAAUGUUUAUCAGUUUAUUGUGUGUGCAUGCGAAGAGAUAAAAAAGAACAAUUCCACAAAUUCCUCUCGAUCGUUUUAGUCGUUAAUUGUGCGGUGAAUAAGUGGUGCCAAUAUGGAUUUUGUCAAAGAAAAUGACCUAGGGUGGAUGGAAGAUAAUUCUAGUCAAUCUACCAGUGUUCCGGAAAUAAUUGAGGAAUCAAACGAAAUCGGAACAGUGGUGAUCUUCGUGAUUUCAGCGAUACUUACCAUUACCUUGCUCUUUGGAGUGGCCAUUUUCAUAGACUGCAGACAACAGAAACUAAUCAACCUGCAACAACAACGCAAACCAAAGAAAGUAUUAAAAAUCAGGAUCCCGAGGCUCGGAAUGGGCCGUGCCAUCCGUGAGGACGAAGCCUCUUUCGCCGACAAAAUGCAAGAACCUGAACCAUCCUCAUCCCAAGUGAUAGUCUAACCGAUCAAAAUGUAGCUCAAUUGUACAUAAUUUAUCAUCUCUCUAAUCAUAAAUAUGGUCUUAAUUUAUACGAAAAGACUGACGGUGUAAUAAAUCCGUAUUUUACUUAA